CCAAAUUAACCUCACUUUUUUAUAGAACAUCAACAUAACACAUAACAAUUGAAAUAAUAAUUUAAAACUUUGAUUAUUAACAAUACAAUCAUGAUGGAAGUUGAUAAUGAUGAAAAUUAUGUUUUAAACAAAGCUAGAUCCGCACUGAAGACAAAUUCAGUCUCAGCAAAAGCCUGGAUGAUUAUGGCUAAGACUUUAUAUCCAAACAACUUCGGAGUACAGUUUGAAGCUUACAAAAACGAAAAAAACGCUGGAAAUGUAAAGGAAGCCGGUAGAUGCUUCACGGAUUUAAUCGAAAAAUUCCAACAAGUGCCUGAAUUCUGGGAGGAAAUCAAUGCUGUAACACAAGCUCUAAGAACCGAGAGUGAACUUGAUGCACAAAAACAGUUUCUCUCGGAAAUGUUUAAGCAUUUGUCCACGGAAGUACAACAUAAACUCUUGUUAAUCACUGCGGAUCACUGUGAAGACACUCAGGAACAUUGUAAAUUACUACUGCUGCUCUUACAGAAGUUUCCAUCAUCAAUAUCAUCACAUGGGAUGGGAUUAAUUGAGACGUUACUAAGUGCAGAGAAACACAACGUGUCAGGAAAUCAACCCGUAAACAAAUACAGAGAGUUGUUAAUCUGUGAUUUAAUCCCUCUACUGAAUAAAGACGGAUGUAUUCUGGAUUUAUCACCGAAAUUGAUCUUUAAACUACUGCACAAAGCCAUAGAAUAUCAUUUAUUUGUGCUCUGGGGUUAUAUUUGCAAUAAAAAGGAUGAUUCCAAGCAGAAAAGUGAAGAUUCCUGGUCGAAUUUAUACAAAACCUUCGAGUUUGUCUGUCACCAACUACACUGGGAGAAAUUCCUGCCAUCUUUCAGCACAAACUGGUGCAAGGAUACUUAUUGGGCCAAAAUACUAAAUCUAAUCCAAUCACCAACGUUUAACAUGGAGGAUACUCAAUCGCACAAACAAAUAACAUAUGCCGUUGCCAUCUUCUUGCUUUAUUGCUUAUAUCAAUAUUUAUAUUGUUUAAAUAUUGAAAAUGUGCCAGGACAGAAUUAUCCUGCGUAUUUAUUGGUGCAGGGAUUCCUCGACGCGAGUUUCCCAGCGUUUUCGAGUGAUCCCAUCGCGAGUAUGAGCGCAAAACGUCGAAAAAGCACAGAUUGUAAUAAUACAGAGCCAGUUGUGGUGACAAUCGAGCCAAAAACACUCAAAGCAAUCAUUCCCAACUUUACAAUGGCUGUAAAAUGCUGGGAUUUGCUACAUUCCGCCGAUCAGUUAAACCGCGAGUUUAUAAAGUUGAGUGGAGCGUUGAAUUUGGAGCAUUGGCUGAGUACCUUUCUCGUAGAUCAUUUAAUUUAUAAAGAUAAACAUGAAGAUGUCUUGAGGAGACUUGAAAAUGACUCUGGGUAUCCACAACUGCCGAAAUUAAUCCUCAAAGCACAAGCAUUCUUUCUACAACGCAAUUAUAUCAGGUCUUAUGAUAAUAUCCGUGAAGCUCUUCAACUUCUACCGGAAACCACCGGAGAAACAUGCGAGAAUCUAAUAAUAGGCGGAAAUCAACGCCAUUUACACUUUUUGCCAUUGACACGCGUCGCAAUCAUCCAAUUCCUCGCGAAAUUCAUCCUGCAUGGCAUCCGCGCAAACGGAUUCAAGACAGAUAUGUCCGUGGGGCAUUGUUUUGUCCUCAUGCAAAUGGACUGGCCGAAUGAAGAGAAUUUCCUGCCAAUGCUCAUCCAAGAAAUAUGCAAAACCCGCACGUUUUACUAUCUACCAUUUCAGACUUACAUCAUCGAAAUAGACAUACUAGAAGAGUUGGCAUUCUUGUGGAAUAGCCAAAACGGACAAAUCACAUACGAAAUACUACCCAACAUGUUAACCCGCAGGAUAGGCACGCGUGGAGCUGAUAAAGGCAUUCGAGAAGAAAUCAAACAUGCCAUCAAGGGACAAAUCGAAAAAGUUCACGACCCCAUCCAUGAACUAAUCCGACAGUUUUUGCUGCAGGAACAAACGCACAUCUCUGUGAGUCUAUUAUAAGUUGUAACUUAAGCUCUGUUUUAAUAAAAUUAUGCUUACGAUAAUCUCAAUUCAAUAA
Dalotia coriaria is the source of this 2077-nucleotide messenger RNA. RefSeq names its product integrator complex subunit 10-like. The transcript is spliced from 4 exons. Gene Ontology annotation, biological process: snRNA processing. The record is from RefSeq and is a predicted model, not a curated record. Bases 91 to 2019 code for a protein of 642 amino acids. Lineage: Eukaryota; Metazoa; Arthropoda; Insecta; Coleoptera; Staphylinidae. Gene Ontology annotation, cellular component: integrator complex.